AUGCAGGUUGUCGCUGUUGCUGUCUGCGCUCUCGUGGCCACUGCCUCUGCUGGCGGAUAUGGCGGAUAUGGCGGAUAUGGAGGAGGCUUAGGCGGCGGCUACGGAGGUGGUGGAUUUGGACUUGGUGGAUUCGGAGGCGGUCUUGGCGGAGGCUACGGAGGCGGUGUUGGCCUGGGAAGCAGCGUUGUUUUGCUCGGUGGUGGCGGCGGAGGCGGACUCGUGAAAUCAAUUGCCGGGCCAGCGUUCCUGGUCAGAAGUGUGCACCACGUCCACAAGCUUCAUGGAGGAGGUGCUGUGCUAGCUCACACUGGCUUGGGCGGUGGCUACGGUGGUGGCUUCGGAGGAGGUGGCUUCGGAGGAGGUGGCUUCGGAGGCGGCUUCGGUGGUCUCGGAGGCGGAUAUGGAGGAGGAUAUGGCGUUGGAGUCAACGGAGUUGGAUUAGGAAGCAGCGUUGUUCUUCUCAACGGAGGUGGCGGUGCUGGACUGUCGAAAGUAGUGGCCGGACCAGCCUUCCUGGUCAGGAGCGUCCACCACGUUAAUAAAGUUAGCAGUGGAGGUGCUGUCGUAGCACACACUGGUUUUGGAGGCGCAUACAGGGGCGGAUUUGCAGGCUUCGGUCCUGGUGGCUACGGCCUUGGAGGUUAUGGCCCUGGCGGCUACGGCCUUGGUGGCUAUGGUCUUGGUGGCUACGGUCUUGGUGGUUACGGUCUUGGUGGUUACGGUUUUGGAGGCUACGGGCUUGGUGGCUACGGGCUUGGUGGCUAUGGAUUUGGUGACUACAAGGGUUGA
Ixodes scapularis (black-legged tick) is the source of this 789-nucleotide messenger RNA. RefSeq names its product glycine-rich cell wall structural protein 1.0-like. Bases 1 to 789 code for a protein of 262 amino acids. NCBI's taxonomy places the organism in Eukaryota, Metazoa, Arthropoda, Arachnida, Ixodida, Ixodidae. The record is from RefSeq and is a predicted model, not a curated record. The transcript has 2 exons.